GCAAGCUAGGGCUUACAGGGUGCAGAAUAUGGGAUAUAAAAACACAGCUUUACUAACGUAACCCUCUUGUUCUCAGAAAAACCCUAGCGGCCAUUUAUCUGUUUACUGGAAUCCAAUCAGCAGCAAGCAAGCUAGGAACCAUGGCGGAUGUGGAGACAGACGUAACAGCAGGGCAGCCCAAGAAGAGAACGUUUAAGAAGUUCAGUUUCAGAGGAGUUGAUUUGGAUGCUCUUCUUGAUAUGUCCACUGAUGAGCUUGUCAAGCUCCUCAGUGCCCGUGCCCGCAGAAGGUUCCAGAGGGGACUUAAGAGGAAGCCUAUGGCUUUGAUCAAGAAGCUUCGCAAGGCGAAAAGGGAGGCCCCACCUGGUGAGAAACCCGAACCAGUCCGAACCCAUCUUCGUAACAUGAUCAUUGUACCUGAAAUGAUCGGAAGCGUUAUUGGUGUGUACAAUGGGAAGACCUUCAAUCAAGUUGAAAUCAAGCCUGAAAUGAUUGGUCAUUACCUGGCUGAGUUCUCAAUCUCAUACAAGCCUGUCAAGCACGGUAGACCUGGUAUUGGUGCCACCCAUUCAUCUAGGUUCAUUCCUCUCAAGUGAAAAGCUUGGCUUCAGCUCUAUGAUAUGAAGACGACUAUGUUGAUGAAUUUUUUGUUUAUUUAAUAUGGCUCUUGGAAAUUUUAGGUCUUUAAACUGUUAUUCUAGAGAUUUUGACUUCACUUGUGUUUUCAAGACCUGUUGUUUUUAUAUUUUAUGGUAGCACAAUAUGUUGAAUUUUU
This is a messenger RNA of Mercurialis annua (annual mercury), 775 nucleotides long. Its product is annotated as 40S ribosomal protein S15. The coding region runs from base 141 to 596 and encodes 151 amino acids. The transcript is spliced from 4 exons. Gene Ontology annotation, molecular function: structural constituent of ribosome; RNA binding. Gene Ontology annotation, cellular component: ribosome; cytosolic small ribosomal subunit. Lineage: Eukaryota; Viridiplantae; Streptophyta; Magnoliopsida; Malpighiales; Euphorbiaceae. The record is from RefSeq and is a predicted model, not a curated record. Gene Ontology annotation, biological process: translation; ribosomal small subunit assembly.